Messenger RNA from Trichomonas vaginalis G3, 654 nucleotides. Its product is annotated as ankyrin repeat and SOCS box-containing protein 4 family. NCBI's taxonomy places the organism in Eukaryota, Parabasalia, Trichomonadida, Trichomonadidae. The coding region runs from base 1 to 654 and encodes 217 amino acids. Gene Ontology annotation, molecular function: protein binding. The transcript has a single exon. The record is from RefSeq and is a predicted model, not a curated record.
AUGAAUGAAUGUUUGAAAUAUCAAAAGCCAAACAAUAAAUGCAUGAGAUAUGCAAUUAUUUCACACAACAUUGAUUUUGUUACAUUCUUGAUGAAUAAUUACAAUAUAGAGAUCGAUUUAUUUCAUUGCAAAUUGUAUAAUAAUCUUGAAUCAUUUUUUGUUUAUUUCGAUCAAACUAAUGAUAUUAACACUUGUUUUAUUAAUUCAGUGAUGUUUAAUAUUCCAUCUCUUUGUAAAUAUUUCCUUUCACAAGGUGCAAGUAUCAAUGCAAAAGAUGAAUAUGGUGCAACAGCUCUUCAUCAAGCUGCACGAUUUAAUUGUAUAGAAAUAGCUGAAUUCCUUAUUUCAAGUGGUUUAAAUGUCAAUGAAAAAAAUGCAUACGAAGAAACCUCUCUUCAUUAUGCAGCACGUUUUAAUAGUAAAGAGGUUGCUGAACUUCUUAUUUUAAAAAGUGUAAAUGUCAAUGAAAAAUGUAAUAGUGGAGAAACUGCUCUUCAUUGUGCAGCAGAAAAUAAUUGUAAAGAAACAGCUGAACUUCUUAUUUUAAAUGGUGCAAAUAUCAAUGAAAAAAGUAAUAAUGGAGAAACUCCUCUUGAUACUGCUAAAGAAAAUAGUCAUAUAGAAACUAUCGAACUUCUUAUUUCACAUGGAUGA